GGAGUCGGGCGGGCCGGUGCAGAGAGCAGCGUGGUCCAUCCUGUGACUGACUGACACCCGCCGGGGAAAAAGUUACUCUGAGUUCGCGGACACACUGCCAACAUGUCUGGAGAUGACGAGACGCAGGAGCAGACCAUCGCCGAUGACCUGGUGGUCACCAAGUAUAAGAUGGGCGCCGAGAUUGCGAACCAGGCUCUGAAGACGGUGGUCGAGGCGGCUUUGGCCGGCGUCUCCGUGCUCAGCCUGUGUGAAAAGGGAGAUGCCUUCAUCAUGACAGAAACUGGGAAAAUCUUCAAGAAGGAAAAAGACAUGAAGAAAGGUAUCGCUUUUCCUACUUGUGUGUCAGUUAACAACUGCGUAUGCCAUCACUCCCCUCUGAAGAGUGACCCUGACGUCAUACUGAAGGAUGGAGACCUUGUCAAAAUUGACCUGGGUGUGCAUGUCGACGGCUUCAUCUCAAAUGUGGCUCACAGCUUUGUUGUUGGAGUGACCAAGGAAAACCCUCUGACUGGAAGGAAGGCUGACGUUAUCAAAGCAGCUCACCUCUGUGCUGAGGCGGCUCUGCGUCUUGUUAAGCCCGGAAACCAGAACACGCAGGUCACAGAAGCCUGGAACAAGAUUGCAAAGUCAUUCAAGUGCUCCCCUAUUGAAGGCAUGCUGUCCCAUCAGCUCAAACAACAUGUGAUCGAUGGGGAGAAAACCAUCAUUCAAAACCCAACGGACCAGCAAAAAAAGGACCACGAGAAGGCUGAGUUUGAGGUGCAUGAGGUGUAUGCAGUGGAUGUACUUAUCAGCACUGGAGAGGGGAAGGCAAAAGACGGAGGUCAGAGGACCACUGUUUACAAACGAGACCCCAACAAGGUGUACGGCUUAAAGAUGAAGACAUCUCGGACAUUCUUCAGUGAGAUGGAGAGGCGCUUCGAUACAAUGCCUUUCACUCUCAGAGCGUUUGAGGAUGAAAGCAAGGCCAGGAUGGGCGUGGUGGAAUGUGCCAAACAUGACCUGGUGCAGCCAUUCAACGUGCUGCAUGAGAAAGAGGGUGAAGUUGUAGCUCAGUUCAAGUUCACCGUGCUGCUCAUGGCCAACGGACCCCUGCGAAUCACAAACAGCCUCUUUGAGCCAGAACUCUAUAAGUCUGAGCAUGAAGUGGAGGACCCGGAGCUGAAGGCUUUGCUUCAAAGCUCAGCCAGCCGUAAGACCCAGAAGAAGAAGAAAAAGAAGGCCUCAAAGACUGUUGAAAGCGCAACAGGACAGGCGAUGGAGACUGAAGCUGCAGAAUAGAUUUCUCUGACAGACAAUGGAUGACCCAAAGAACAGACGUCACAAAUCCUUCUGUCCCAGCUGUCUGAGGCACUUGCGGGCAUAGCCGCUGUGAAUACCUCUGAAUCUAACUGAUGUCAGUCUGGGAUGAUGCUGCUCCUAAAUUCUGUCACUCCACCUAAAACACACGCUCACACACGCACACACACACGCACACGCACACACGACCAUCCAUAGUAAAUCUCACUGUCCUUGAGACUGUCUUCUUCUCUUUACGGUGGACAAUAGUUCUGCUACAAAAGAGGGUAUUUUGUGCAAGGGCAUAACACUCACUGGAACAUUCAGCUAUUCGACUGACCUUGAGCCUUCGCCCCUUUCUCCACAAUAACUGUAGUGAAAGAUAUGGAAAGUAAAAUGAGUUUGACAGAGCGGCCAAGGAUGAUGAAUGCACAAUACUGUGUCGGGGUAAUUGUGUGGCAUUUAGAUAACUUCCUUGAGGUCAUAAACCUGAAGCCAUGCCUUUUUAAAUGAGUGUUCACUUGUUGUGGGCAGAAAUGUGUAACACCUGCGUUGAGCCCUGAAGUUAUGAGCAUAGACAUUACUAUUACUGCAUUUAUACUGCUCGCGCUUAGGUCUGUCUGCUAGUGUACAUUUGUAGGAAUCUGCUGUAGGUUACUCGGCUAACAACUCUAAAACUGACAAUUUAAGGCAUACCGGUUGAGUGAUUUAACGAGUGAAAACAUGAAUUUCUCAGUUGUGGAUGGUCUAACUCCUGCCAAGGGUUCAGCAUUCAGUCCUCUGGUGCCACCAUCGAGUCUGACAGUCUGUGUUUACAUAAGAAUUCCAUACCUGUUAGAUUUAUGGAUGCUUUUGUAAAACAAAUCCCAGUUUCAGAGACUAUUUUUGGAAACAUUAAAAAGCCACCUGACAUCA
Messenger RNA from Plectropomus leopardus (leopard coralgrouper), 2193 nucleotides. RefSeq names its product proliferation-associated 2G4, b (gene pa2g4b). The record is from RefSeq and is a predicted model, not a curated record. Lineage: Eukaryota; Metazoa; Chordata; Actinopteri; Perciformes; Serranidae.